ACUAUCUCCACACCGACAUUAUAAAAAAGGAAUAUAUAUAUCUGUGCUCGUUAACGGGGUCUCGUUCUGCUUCUUGGGGGUGACGAUUGUUAGCAGUAAUGUUCCGUUAGCAUCACUAUGGAAUGUUUGUAACGAGAGAGAGAAAGAGAGUUGGAUAGACAAGAUAAAAGAAAGAAUUUAAGGCGCUACGGCUACUUGAACGACAAACUGAGCAGCUGCUGUAAUGGAGAGGCGUCAAGGACCCAUUAAUCCUUGUUUCUUGGGAGAGCAUUUGAAUGUGGAGUGCUUGGAACAAGAAUUUCUCAACUCGGGGGCCUUAAGAUUUGAAGAAGAAGAAGAGGGUACAAACUUCUCUUCACCGAGCUUAGAUGACAAAAUGCCAUUUCUGCAGAUGCUUCAAAGUGUAGAAACCCCAUCUGUUUUCCCUUUCAAAGAACCCAACUUUCAAACACUUUUGAGACUCCAACAUCUGAAAAAACCAUGGGAUGUAAUAAACCCUAACGUCUCUGAAACGGAAAACCAAAUCCAAUUCUUAGAACUUGAAAGUUGUAUCACCCAAGAAAUAUUAGACCUGCAUUCACCCGUCAAAUCACAAUCAGAAACAAAAGAUCUCCAAAACCCACAUUCAACUUCAUGCCUGGAAGGUGCGAGCUCAGAAUCUAACCAUGACCAACCCAAACCAGUAGAAAUCUCUCACUCUAACCCACAAAAAAAGCCUAAACGCACCCAGUUCUCGGAAUGCCUUUCAGUCACUCGAGAAAAAAGAAAAAGAAAAAGAACUAAACCAACGAAGAACGAAGAAGAAGUAGAGAGCCAACGCAUGACUCACAUAGCAGUCGAACGUAACCGCAGACGUCAAAUGAACGACCAUCUCACCACUCUCCGUUCUCUCAUGCCUCCAUCUUACGUCCAAAGAGGUGACCAAGCAUCCAUUAUUGGUGGUGCAAUAGACUUCUUGAAGGAACUGGAGCAACUUUUAGAAUCACUUGACGCCCAAAAGAGAAUGAGAAUCGAAAAAACCACCGUAGAGGGUUGUGAUAGUGCAACGUUGAGAAGCUCUACCGACAAGGCCAACGGACUUUUGGCAGUGAGUUCUCAAAUGGUGAAUUGUGAAGGGCAAGUGAAGGACGAGUACAAGUCAAGUGGGGCAAAGAUUGAGGUGACUGUGAUUCAAAAUCAUGUUCAUCUGAAGAUUCAGUGUCCAAGGCGACCUGGUCAAUUGUUAAAAGCCAUUGUUGCACUUGAAAACCUUAGGCUUACAUUUUUGCACCUCAAUAUUAUUACAUCCUCCCAAACUACAGUUUAUUACUCUUUCAAUCUCAAGAUAGAGGAUGAGUGUAAGCUAAGGUCAGCGGACGAGAUAGCAGCAGCAGUUCAUCAAAUAUUUAGCUACAUCAACGGUAGUUGAAUGGUAAAAUGGUUGAAGAUAAUCGACUCAAUUGCUUAGGAAGUGUUGAACAAAUCAAGCUAGAAAAAAUCAAAAUAGGGUGUCUGGAAAUGGAGGGAGGGUGAAGUUGCUGUAAAAAAGAGGUUGCAUUUGCAGGACAAAGCAUGUGAUGUUUAUAAGUUAACCUCAAAGAAGUUGCUUUGUUUGUUAAUUAACAAGAAAUUAAAAUUACUGUGUUUGUAUGUAAAUUGAAUUAUUUAGGUUGUGGGUGGGCAAGGAUGAGAGAGAAUAGAUGGGACCAGACGAGUUUGGUCUCUGGUUGAGGAGUUUGAAAUUAUCUAAUUCUCAUGAUUACAAAUUGUGGAAGGAUGCUUCUCUUUUUAUAUUGACUUUGGCCUAUGUCCGUAUGUACAGAGAUAUGUGGGUGUUUCAUCAUUA
Mangifera indica (mango) is the source of this 1825-nucleotide messenger RNA. Its product is annotated as transcription factor bHLH67-like. The coding region runs from base 224 to 1408 and encodes 394 amino acids. The transcript is spliced from 4 exons. Gene Ontology annotation, biological process: regulation of transcription by RNA polymerase II. Gene Ontology annotation, molecular function: protein dimerization activity; RNA polymerase II cis-regulatory region sequence-specific DNA binding; DNA-binding transcription factor activity, RNA polymerase II-specific. The record is from RefSeq and is a predicted model, not a curated record. NCBI's taxonomy places the organism in Eukaryota, Viridiplantae, Streptophyta, Magnoliopsida, Sapindales, Anacardiaceae.